AUGGCGACCGAAGCGCCAGACCCACGGAAUUUCAAGACGUGGGAAGACGCGUUCCAAUACCCAAUUCCUGUGGUUCGUAAGCUCGAACAGCAGCUGCGCAACAAUGCCGAUGAGAAUCGUGAGAAGCUGCGGUCGCUCGUGGGGGCAAGUUACCGCAGCCUCCUCGACACGGCCGAGACGAUCAUCGACAUGGAAGUACGGAUGGAUCAAGUCGAGACCAAGCUUUCAAAAGUAGGACAGAAUUGCAACUCGAGAGGGCUGGAAAGGAUCUCGAACAAUGCGGGAAAUAUGGACGCACACAUACGGGGUCGCGAUGCGGAGCGCUAUACGCUGGCGUCCCAACUCUCGGUCUUGCGCAAUGCGCCUCUGGUCAUGACACGCCUUAUGAAAAGAGAGGGGUCGUAUUUGCUUAUUGCAAAGGUUCUGGUCAUCUCACGACUGCUCCACAAGGCCCUCAGUCAGUCUGCAACGAAGCCCCCCAUCGUGGACCUGCUGUGGGAGAGGCUCCUGUCUGUACGAAGAAAGCUCUUGCGGAGGAUCGAUAAGCGGCUGUCGAGUCCGAGCGGCGAGACGGCAACAUUAGUCGAGAGUAUGUCCGCCUAUGCGCUUGCGACAAGUUCGACGCCGACCGAUGUGUUGCACCAUUUUCACAAGAUGAGAUUGGACAGGAUGAACAGCGAAUUGAGGGCAGGUGGUGAUGAGCUUGCGAAGCAUGGUAUCGAUGCGCUCAAGCUGUGCAUCCAGACGUGCCUUGAUACCCAAACAAUCUUCCCGCGACGCUUAGCAGAGGCACUAGGAAAGCUGAAGACGCACCCCUUGAUCCAGAAUCGCGACGUCCGCGGCCUAUAUGAGCUGAAUCUAGACGUGCACGACCGUUGGCUUGGCGAUGAGGCACGGAACUACACACCCUGGCCGCGCCACGAUGAAUUACAGCGGCCAGAAGCCGAACGGAUUUUGCACCGCUGGUCCAGGGAUGCCAUUGCCGCUUUUCUCAAGGGUGUCAAGGAGACGCUGGAGAGCGAAGAGCGAUUGCAGGAGGUUGCGAACCUGCGGCAGGAACUCAUUGAAACAUGGAUCCUGUCGGGGUCUCGCAUGGCAGGCGUCAAGUCGGCCAACAUCCUUGACGACCUGCGCGACACGAUGAACGACAAGCUCGAAAGCAUUGUGCGGUCACGGACAGACCGACUGCGGACUGUUGUUGGAGAACUUACGGCUCAGCUAGACACUGUCACUGCAUCCCAAGCGACCUCGGCACUAACUCUCUGGGGCACACUCGACAAGGCUUCCGAUCUCAAUAACGGCGCUCAGUCUUUCAAGGCAACCAUACUCAACACAUACCAAGGCCGAGACGAUCCUGUCAUCGGCGUUACAUCUGCAUUUGACAACUGGAUGGCGUCGGUCCUGGAAGUCAAAGGGAUAGUAAAGAGCAUGAAGGAAGCACGCUGGGACGACACCUUUGCCGACGAUGUUGGCGAUGAAUCCGACGACGAAGUUGGCGACUCAAAGCAAACGCUGCUUAGCGACGACGACCCAAAGUUGCUGGAGGAAUCCACGCAAGAAGCCCUGAGCGAAGCCAUGCAGAAUCUCGGAAAAAGUCUCUCUAUGAUUACAAAGUCUUCAAAUGAAUCAGAUGGCAAUGACUCGAACAUCCAAAAGGCUACCUUCAUCCUCCGCGUCAUAAGGGAAAUCGGCGAUCGCAUACCGCAGCUGAAGCUCCAGGACAGAGCUACACCGCCUGCAUCUCCCUUUACCAACGACAUACUCGAGCCGCUACACCUGACUCUAACAUCAUUUGUCGCGGAGCCCACGCUGGAAGCAUACAAAACGGCGCUGUCAAAAUCGCUUAAGCUCAAAUCCAAUAGCUACAUCCUGUGGGAAGGCCAUCCGCCACUACCCAGCCAGCCAUCGCCCAGCGCAUUCCGGUUCCUGCGCGAGCUGAAUAAAAAAAUGACGGCUGUGGGAAGCGAUCUCUGGGCUCCGGCUAGCGUAGCCGUCUUGAAGACCAGAGUCGCCAAGGAAGUAGUCCGGCUUAUUGAACAGCAUGCCGAUGCCAUUGUAGCGCCGGAACAAAGCACACCGACUAAGACCACCGAGAAGCCCGAAAAGGAGGAUAAACCUGAUGGCGAAGAGGGAGAUAAAGACGAAAGCAGCAAGGAAGACACCGAGCCUCUUUCUUCUGAAAACGCCGCUUCUUCGUCUUCAUCUUCGGAGGUAAAGGCACAGAGACUCAAGCACCUCCUCUUUGACAUCUUCUACCUUCAGCGCUUCAUCGACCCUGCUGCAGGCGACGACACGGCUGUGGCUGUGAGCAAGAAGAUGGAUUUGCACGAUGUCGACGAUGCGGCUGUGACGCGGUUGAAGCGGAGUGCGGCUGAUUAUGCGAAGAAGACGUAUCUCCUUUUUGCGCUGCUGGCUUGAAAACACCUUUAAGACUAUAUAUUCAGUCCAAUGCCAAUUGAAGAAACUUGUGCUGAAUUCUAUAUUGUCUGUCUGUCUGUGUGUGUGUGUUUUAAAAUCCAGCAUAUAUGGAUGACUGAUGGAGAUUCAACCUGUACGUAUGCGUUUAGCGGAUUUAGCAAUUAUCG
Molecule: messenger RNA, 2585 nt
Organism: Exserohilum turcica Et28A
Lineage: Eukaryota; Fungi; Ascomycota; Dothideomycetes; Pleosporales; Pleosporaceae
Exons: 3
Coding region: 1-2418 (805 amino acids)
Biological process (GO): intra-Golgi vesicle-mediated transport
Cellular component (GO): COG complex; Golgi apparatus
Source: RefSeq, a predicted model, not a curated record